AUUUAUUAUGGAGUAUAGACCACCUAUGCAACCCAAUAGGGAUAUCCCUCAAUCCAUUUCGCAAAUUCAAUAGGAAUAAAGAAUGAAGUUCCAAUUACAACAGAUACAAUCCAAAAUCAUUGAAGAAAGACCCAAUUUCCAAGACAUGCAAGGUGGACAACCUCCAAAUAAACCCUGGUUAGGAGAAGACAUCUACAUGGUUGUAUUUCUACUUACUGUUGAAAAUGAUCGAUUGAGAGAAGAAAAUACUCACUUUUAGCAACUACUUAAUACUAGCGAGAUGAGAUACAAGGGAGUUGAUUUAGUUGAAAACGAAGUGAUAUCUCAAAGAGUCAAGAUAGGGGAAUACGAAAAGAAACUGGCCUUGUUAUAAAUGGAAUGUGAAUAGUGGAGAGUUAAAUAUUAAAAUAGGGAUAAGGAAAGUGAGGAUCAGAGAUAUCAAAAUGAGCUUCAAAGAAGGAUUCAAGUAGACAGGGAAAUUAGAGAACUUACAGCUAGAUUCAUUGCAGAUAGAAAUCAAUUAGAAUAAGAAAAUAGAUCAUUGAGAAUCGAAUUAGAUUAGAUGAAAUUAUCAAAAUAUUCUUUCGAGGACAACAAGAAGUAGUGUGAAGCAUUGUAAAAAGAAAAUUAGAGAUUGAAAUAAGAACUAGAUACUCUAAAGUAUGUAAAAUACAUUAUUAAUUUAUUAGGAAAGGCUUUGAUGAACUAGAAUAUGUAUUAUAAAGUGCUGGAGAUUUAGAGCAAGAGAAUCAGCAUCUCAAAAUUCAAAUUGAAUAACUUUAGAAAUAACAAUAAUAAAUGCUAUAAUAGUAAUAGCAAUCCUAAAUUCUUUAAAAGCCAUAAUCUUCAAAUAGAAUUGAACUAUGUAAUCAAAUCUAUUAUUAUUUAUAGCCAAUUCUAACUAUAAUGUUAUUCAAGAAAAUAGGAGAUUAAAGGAUGAAAUUGAUAGGUUAAGAACAUUACUCAAUCUAGGAACUGGAAGUUAUUCUAAACCAUUUAUGUGA
Messenger RNA from Paramecium octaurelia, 1004 nucleotides. The record is from the annotation of a GenBank genome assembly. NCBI's taxonomy places the organism in Eukaryota, Ciliophora, Oligohymenophorea, Peniculida, Parameciidae.